Molecule: messenger RNA, 2643 nt
Organism: Hypomesus transpacificus
Lineage: Eukaryota; Metazoa; Chordata; Actinopteri; Osmeriformes; Osmeridae
Product: zinc finger protein 761-like
Exons: 2
Coding region: 24-1334 (436 amino acids)
Source: RefSeq, a predicted model, not a curated record
CUGACGCCAUACGGGUGGAUUAUAUGCCCUUUCGCUCCAUCUACAGUUGUUUAUCAUGCCAGAGAUCCUCUGUUGGCCAGUCAUACUUGAUCGUGGGACUAGACAGAGGGAGACUUCUUCCAGAGAACAGCAGAGAGACUACAGAGAGACUGAACCAGAGAGAAACACGCUUCCAGAGACUAGAUACCAGACAGGAUCCUGAGAGACCAGACAGAGAACAAAGAGAGACCUGUGUUAUGGAGACACAUCAGUGUGACACCUGUGGGAAGAGCCUUUCCUCAUCCAGUAGCCUUAAGCAGCACAUUAUGAUCCACACUGGAGAGAAGCCCUACAGCUGUGACCUCUGUGGUAAAACCUUUAGCCAUGCUUCUAGUUUUAGAAAUCACAGCAGGAUCCAUACUGGAGAGAAACCCUACAGCUGUGACCUCUGUGAUCAAACCUUUAGCCAGGCUGCCCAUUUAAGAGUUCACAGCAGGAUCCACACAGGAGAGAAGCCCUACAGCUGUGACCUCUGUGGUCAAACCUUUAGUCAUGCUUCCAGUUUCAGAGGUCACAGCAGGAUCCACUCUGGGGAGAAGCCCUACAGCUGUGACCUUUGUAGUAAAACCUUUAGACUGAGAGGGGAAUUCACAGUUCACCGCAGGAUCCACACUGGAGAAAAGCCCUACAGCUGUGACCUUUGUAGUAAAACCUUUAGACAGAGAGGGGAAUUCACAGUUCACCGCAGGAUCCACACUGGAGAGAAGCCCUUCAGAUGUGACCUCUGUGGUCAAACCUUUAGCCAGUCUUGCAGUUUAAGAUCUCACCGCAGAAUCCACACUGGAGAGAAGCCCUACAGCUGUGAACUCUGUGGUAAAACCUUUAGACGGAGAGGGGAAUUCACAGUUCACUGCAGAAUCCACACUGGAGAGAAGCCCUACAGCUGUGACCUCUGUGAUAAAACCUUUAAACAGAGAGGGGAAUUCAAAGUUCACCGCAGAAUCCACACUGGAGAGAAGCCCUACAGCUGUGACCUCUGUGAUAAAACCUUUAGACAGAGGGUGAAAUUCACAGUUCACCGCAGAAUCCACACUGGAGAGAAGCCCUACAGCUGUUACCUCUGUGGUAAAACCUUUAGAGACGCUUCUGGUUUCAGAUUUCACAGCAGGAUCCACACUGGAGAGAAGCCCUACAGCUGUGACCUCUGUGGUAAAACCUUUAGCCAGUCUAACAACUUAAAAGUUCAUUGCAGGAUCCACACUGGAGAGAAGCCCUACAGCUGUGACCUCUGUGAUAAAACCUUUAGACAAAGAGGCCAAUUAACAGUUCACAGCAGGAUCCACACUGGAGAGUAGCCCUACAGCUGCCCAUACUGUGAAUUUUCAUGUCAAACAAAUGGCAAUCUGAAGAGUCAUCUGCGUAUCGACAAUAGAAAUCAAAACAAAGCAGUGAUGUCUGGGGACAAGAACUUCUACAGUCCAACAUGACAGGACACAGGAAAGAUACUCUACUGUAAUGAUGGAGGGGAAGUUGUCAGAUUGGGUAGAAUUUUGGUAAACACUGGCUGACACCUUUCUGUUCUGAAGCAAUUUGAUUCAAGAAAUUGGAAUUUUCCCAUCUUUGUUGUUCUGUUUGUGUUGGUUAAAAUAGUCUGGUGAUGUUGUGAUCAGAGCUUUACAGGAACAUGUGGGUUGUUUUAAACUCAUCAGAACGUUCGUUUCGGCAGCUGGCCUCCUCUCAUUAUCAUAUUAGGAAUAAUGAAUGAAUGAAUAAAGAAAUACAUGAAUGAAUACAUAACCAAAUAAAUGUAAAUUAUAAGUAACUUUUGAUUGACAAUUGUGAAUUAAUAAAUUAAUUCAUUUAUUUCUGUCUAAAUGAAUGGAUGUGGACAUUUAUUUAUUCAUUCAUUGAUUUCUAACUAUGGCAGGUUUGGUCCUCCAUACAUAUCUACCAUCUCACACAACAUGAUCCAUCCAAUCUAGUUUUAGUUUUACAGUAAAUUUAGUAAAUAAAUAUCUGAACAUGACUCAAAAUACCUUUAUUCUGUUGAAAGCCAUAAUUGAGCCAGAGUUUGAAACUACUGUAUGUACACCAUAAGAGCACAUUCUAUUUAUUUAUUCAUAUAUACGAAGCACAGUCAUACAAGAUUGCUUGCAUUAUUUCAUGCAAUCUAAGACGGCAUCAUUGUGUAAUAAUUACUUAUCACUUUAACCCAGUUAGAGAAGCAUUUCUUGCAAAUAUUUGUGCAUUGCCUUCACAGCAGGUUGAAAUCAUCCCAAAUUCACAUCAUACCUUGCAAAUUCACAAUAAAUAAUUUCUGAAUUUAAGAAGCAAUAAUGAACCAUAAUACUUGUACUUGUAAGUAGAAAAGCACUUGCAUUCAGUGCCAUGGAUGAGUCACUGUGGUAGUGUGCCAUUCUGGAGUCUGGAGGAGAUCCCCUCAGAAUAAAAAUAUCUAUAUUCAAGUAACCCUCUAAAUUGCAAAUAAUAAAAAAAAAAAGCAAAAAACACAACCUUUAAAGAUACAAUCCCACCCUCCCACCCAUUAUGUAGGAAAUAAAGCUAAAACAUAACUUUGAUCAUACCUGCAUGCUUUCUUAUGUUGUCAAUCAUUAAUAACAGCAUGAAAAAGCACUUAGCUCCCCUCUACCCCCCCCCCCCCCC